GAGAGAAAGUGAGAGAGAGAGAGAGAGAGAGUGAGAAAGAGAGAGUGAGAGAGAGAUCGAGAGAAUAACGACAACAUGUGAUAUGUAAACAGUAAUCAUGGCGGAGGCAGCACGCCCGAAGACGAAAACAAGAUUGAAGAAGAAGAAGAAGGAAAGAGAACAUACAAGUAGUAGCUUUGAUGAAUGUAAAUAUGGAACUGAUAGUGAAAAAGAUGAACUGAGUCGUGCUUUGUCUCUUGGAGAAGAUUCAAAUGAACCUAAAAUAUUACAUGACAGACCAAUACCUGAUAAAGAUGAAGACAGCAGUCAGUUUUUUGACUCACCCAAAACUUUAGUUGUUGAUAAAGAACUUGUGGCAGAUAAUGAAACUAAUUUAGAAUGUCAACUUAUAGCAGACAAUGAAACUAAUUUAGAAUGUCAGUUCACAGAGGCUAUUACAGAAGAACUUGAGGCCGUGUCAAGUCAUUCUACUCAGCAAUUAGAUGUAGGUAAUGAAGAACUUGUGAUAGAGCAGGAAUUAACUGCUGCAUGUUCUGAAGAUGAUCCCAAGGAAGUUGAUGAGAAUGAAGAACAAGUUGUACCAUUGUCCUCAUCUGAUAUUCCAUGCCAGUAUUUUAUGGAAGGCAUUUCUGAAGAACAUUUUGUUAAUCAAGAUUUGGUUUCAGAUGUCCAAGAGGAAUUGCAAGAACAGCAAAAGUAUAUCCCCAGUAUUGACAGACCAGUUUCAGAAGCUGAAUUAACAACAAAUAAUGAUCAAGAAACUGGAUCUUUGUCCUCUUCAGCAACCAGAGAACCAGCUGUCAUUAUUGGUUCACCUGGUAACCUUAAUGAAUUAGCUGCAAGGACACUUAUAUCAAGCAUGCACACUGAUACCAACUGUGAAGAACAUUGUCAUCUUGGUAAAUUAGAAGAAUCUGUAAUUAUUCAAAAUGCAUUUCAACAAGAGAAUGAUUUUGAGAAUAGCAGUAAUCGAUUGUCAGAGAUUGAUAUCGACCUCAGCUCUCAAAAUAUAGCAUCCAUUGUACCCGAGUCUAGUUCAGCUGUGCUAAGAGAUGAAGACAGUUUACCUUAUAGUGAUCUCCAACAAUGUAAUAACCAAAUGCAAGAUGCUCAAUCACCAGGUCAAUGUGCUCUUCUUCAGUUGGAUGCAGAUGAUGAAGAAUUAGCGUCAAAUAUUCCUUUAAUGGCUGAAGUUCAAAGGAAAGGAAUGCCACUUAUGGCUGCAACAGAAGCUUAUGAAGAACAGUGUUGGGAUGUUGCUUACGAACAUUUAACUUCACCCUCUGAGACAGACUCUGCUUCAGCAAAUUUGAGCCCAAAGUUUGGUUCUAGGCAGGUAAAUGCAGCUCGUAGUAUACAGCCGUUAACCAGAUUACAGCUGCGAAGUCUUUAUUACAACAAUGAACUUGCAGUUAAUGAAGAGUUAAUUAAUAAUUUUGUACAGGAAGAAUCAAAUAACAGCAAUCAUGAAUUUGAUGAAAUUCUUACAAAUUAUUAUCGGGCAUGUAAAAAGUUGAUAAAUGCUGAAAAUACAGUACGAUUACAGCAAGAAAAUCAUAAAAAAUAUCGUAAAGGUUUAUGGCAAACUGUACAGGAACAUGUUGUUGUUCAAGGUUACUGCAAAGAUAAUUCAAGAUGUGUUGUUCGCCAUUUAUAUGAGAAAUCUGAAAUGGAGCAUAGCCUCUUUGAGAAAAUAGGCAAAACUUUACAGUCUGUGCGAAAUUCCAUAGAAGAUGAACUUUCCUUACAAGCAUAUUCUGCCCAAUUAUCAAGGCUUCAAGUAGAAUCUUACAUUCAUAAUUUAUUCAAAAGCCUACCCAUUCUUCAAAAGAUUCGAGCUGAUGGCCCAAUUCGAGUUCAAGCAAAGCAGAGCAUGACUGUUCUUCACCAGAUUCAGAGACUGAAGGACUGCAUCUCAAUCUUGUUUUCUAUGCACAGACGACCAAUUGAUGACCAUAACUUUGUUGAAAAUUUGCGAAUAUGGACAGAAAGACUAGUAUCUGUGUUACUGAGAGUAGCCUCCUUUGAGGAUCAUUUGUUUCUAUUAAACCAUGUCCUCCGAUGUCCAGCUGGUGUGGGAUCUUGGGCAGCCCAGUACAUACAAAUUCCACUGUUAGUGAACAUUGAUGAGACGACGUUUGUCAGUCCCAGUCUAGAUCACAUGGUUACUGUUUUGGCUACAAUUCUUCAACCAAUCAAGGGUCGUGAACAGUUCUUACAACAUUUAAAUACCAACCUUAAAGAAAGAACAGAAAGCAAUGAUGGUGCCUGGAUUAUGGUUGAUUCUGAUGGCGAAGAAAAUGAAGACCCUAAAAAUGCUUGGCAAUACCUACGGGAAAAUGAUGUUGUUAAUAUGUUAGGACAAGUGGCACUCAAUGAAUUGUUUCAACAUGUUCUUAUGAUGACUCUAAACCAAGAUGGUUCAUGGCAUUAUGAUGUGAAUGUGACUUCUGAAUCAAUAAUGAUGAAAACCUUUGCAUUCUUUACAUGCCUCAUCGAUAUUCUUAGUUGUGGCUUGAAGACAUUUUCUCUUUCUCGAUACCGACAGCUGAAUAAAAGAAUUGGACGCAUGAUCACGCAAAUAAUGUUAUACACAUCAGAUCACUGGUUAAGUUUCCGCCAAUGCAACCAACGUUUACCACCAGCGAUGCUUGAACGAUUACAAGUUGAGUUUGACCAGCUAUUUUUACGUGCUGUCCAUUGUAUUCUUAAUGCUGAAAGGAUGGGGUCUUGGCAAUAUAUGACAGAUAUGCCUUAUGCCAGUGUUUCCCUUGAAACUACAUGGAAACUCAUGUGGAUGUUGCACAUGGGACAGAAUCAAUCUGUACUUCCUGAUAACUUACCUUCCGUUGAACAGUGUAAAGCAGAAUUAAAAGAUCCAUUAAGAAAAGCUCAACUAGCUGACAGCUUACAAAAAAUGCCAAUUUCUGAAGCCAUCUAUCUCCUCACUGCAUUCUCUAAUAUGGUUCAGUGUCGUCAUGAAAGUGAAACAGAGUUUAUACAAACAAUUACUGUGGAAGUAUUUGAGAUUGCGUACCUAUAUGAUCAUACUAAAGAUUUCUGUUCUAAAGUUGGCCGUGAGCUGUUGUCUGCUAUUGCCCAAGUCCAUCCAGUCACCAUUUCAUUUUUGAUUCAUAAACUACGAGAUGUCCGAGGAAAUAUAGGAGGGAUGGCGCUAUAUCUUUUUAAAGAAUUACCCAUGUAUGACUGGCAGUUGGAGAAUGCAGAUUUGGCUAUUCUUCGCUCCUGGUUAGUGAGUACAGAUCUUAGUUCAACAGAACACCUUCUGGGACGAACAAUUCUUUCCAAUCUGAACUGGGGACUUAAUAAAGAGAACACAGAUCUUGCUCUUCCUCUCUGGAUCCAUCAAUAUGUGGCUUGUGUAUUAGUUGAAGCUUAUCACAAUUAUAUAACAUCCAAACACUUAGGUUCAGUCUUUAUGGAAGGUGUUAAGCAGGUGGCGUUAGUAGUGCGUCAGCAGCAAACCAAUGAACAACAGUUCAGCAGCUGGGCUUGGGAACUUGUGUUUAAGCUUCAUCUCCACAAUGAUACCUUGCCACGCCCUUCAUCAUUUGAGCCUUCGACUAAUUUAGUGGACAUGGAUAAUAUUCCAGAACUGAGAAAAGAUACAUUUUUAGCUUCUGUCCAACAAGGAUUAAAAGUUGAUAACCCAAUUGCAAUGUACGUUGCCAUGACCAUGACAAAAUAUGGACACGAUGUUGCUGAGUUCAUUACUCAUGGAAUCCCCUUACUCUCCAAACUGAACAGCUUAUACUAUACCAAAGCUGUUAUACAUAUCAUUGGACAUUGCGUGCCCAUGUUUUAUAAUCAGGGACAAUAUUUGAUAGAAAAUCAAGAGUUCUUAAAAACACUCCACAAUGUCUUACUUGCUGACGAAACUCCUAUGCGAGUUGCAAAAAACCUUAUUUCUUCUGAUUUCCCUGGUGCCAUGACCAAAUUAUUUAAUUCCAUGAUUCUGACUCAAAUACAAGCAACAAAUUGUCCUGCGGAUGCUGUGACUGUCAUUGCAUUAUGGGCUCAUUUGAUGUUGAAAAUUCCAAAAUGGAGUUUGGACAGAAACUGCUGUUAUGUGCUGGACAACCUUGUGCGAAGUGCAUUCCGUUAUGUAGAAGCACUGAAGAAGAUUGAGACUCUUCUAUCAGAACAGUAUCAAUGUAUGUUAGCAGAAUACAGAAGUCAGGGUGUUGUAGAAUCUUUUGUGAAUUGGAUUGCUGCUGGUCAGAAUCUGCCAUCAUUCAUGGAAAAACAAUCAUUACCUGAUGCUCCAUGGCUAGCUUACCUUAUUCUCAGCAUUGAAGGAAAGUAUGAAGAAUGUACACUGUUAUGGCCUACUAUACAACAAGAGCUUUUAUCAAAUACCAAAAUAUCUGUGGAACAAGCCUGGAAGAAAUCUGCUGUCAAACUCAAGUUAAAGACAAUCUCUGCUUUCCACCGUCUCAAUAUUUACCGUUGGGCUCAGCAAGCAGUAGACACUCCUAAUGAUCAUCCUAUAUUGCCUCUUAUAUGGCAACGCUUUUUUGUGCUCUACUUGGGAAGAUCUAUUACACCUGGAAGCUUACCAGAACGAGCAAGCAAUGGAAACCGGUUCUUUGAAAGCCUCAGUUACCGAAACCUGCUGAAAAAAAUGAAAAAGAAACUUGUGGAUGUAGUUCAGCACCAUAUUGCUGUGUUACAGAGUGCCAAAGGUUCUGAAGGAGAAAACACAGAAUCUCCACCCAUGUCUGAAUCUUCCAGUUGCCUUUCUUUAGAAUCUUUGAAAGGAGAAUGUGAGGAAACCGUAAAGAAGUCGUUAAAUACUCAAUUACAUACAACAUUACAAAACUUAUUUGAGAGUUUUCAAUUUUGGCUGGAUGAACCUCGACUUCAUGAAGCUACCUUAUAUCUCCCUGCACUUCCAACACAAUAUGAUUCUGAGCGCUUGCAGAAGAUAUUUUUCUGUGAUAAGAGUCCUUGGAUGGAGUUAAUUGAUAUGAAUAUGCUUACAUAUGAAUCUGUAACGUUGGCACUUGUGUGGACUGAAGAAAUUACUGUGAGUUACCAUCAUCAAUAUAAGCAGAAAAGUAAAACUGAUUCUAACUUCAGAGUCAGUACUGCCACAACUCGAAUUCUGAACCGGUUAAAAACACACAGCAUUCCACUAGGCCCCCCUCCUAUAACUGAUCCAUCACCACCUGUACCAGAAGUGACUGUUACUGCACUUGAAGAGAAGUCUACCCUUAUGUAUAUUAUAAAUACAGAUUUGAAAGUACUCUGCAACCAUGCUAGAAAUUUCUCCAGGCAGGUAUCUAGACAUAUAACUAUGGAUUUAGAAUACCUUGAUCUGCUUCCUCAACUUUACAGCAAUGAAUGGAAUCAGGUCCCAGUAACACUAGAAUGCAGGAGUACUAUCAACUUUACCCACAAGUGUUCUGGUUCAAUCACAACAUCUGUAAGAGUAUGUGAAAAAACUCUAAACGCCGAUAUACAACAGAAACUUAAUGAUAUAGAAGGCCAACAACAAGUUUUAGUACAAGAAGGUUUACUUCCUCCUCCUCAAAAAGUUUGUGUUGCUGCAGUUCAUGUGGAAAACAUUAUCACUACACUGAUUAAGUUGACCCGAGCACGGACAGAUGUAGACAAGAUUGAGCAUCUACAAAGCAUUGGUUGCGCCAUCUUUUAUUACCUUGCUAAUAUGGUUACUAAUGAAACCAAUUUUUACCCACCAACCCGACAGUUUUUUGCUUCUUGUCUUGAUAUUCUUGGGCAGGAAUUUGUUCAGAAAAUGCCUGACCAAAGCCCUGUUCUGUUGAAUUUUGUGCUUGACCAUCCUGACCUUGCAGGUUUAAUGUCUCCUCACUUCUUACCCAAUCUGAAUCCAGGCUGCUUUUUGGCUAUGUAUGAAAAACUGAUUGUCCUUCGUUCAUGUCAAAUAGAUAUGGCUUUCAUGCUGCUAUCAAAGUUCGAUGUGUGUAUUUGGUUAGAGAAACUCAACCUCCCACAUCCCGAAGUUGUAAAACUUAUCGACGUAUUAUCAACAGCUUUUAUCAGCUGUGGAGCAGAACCAAUGUCAAGGGAACUGAUCCUUUUUGAGCUGUUCUGUACACACUUACACAAAGUACUGAAUUCUUGUUUCCACUACUACCUUUCUCAAAUACUUUCCAUGCUUCUGAAAGUUUCAUCAAAAGGUCGACUACAUGUGAAAUGUUGGCAAAUAUUCAGUGAGACUGCUUUCCCAUAUGUUACUGAAUGUGCAACACCUGGAAGUUUUGAUGAAGAUUAUCAACUACAGCAGUUAUCAAACAUUUCUGCCCCUUCAGCAUCACAACUGUCUAGCCACCAGCUCGCACAAAUUCUUGAGAUGAUGUCAUCAUUCUUUAUGGAACAACGACUACUCAAUAAAGAAAGCUGUACAUUUGGUCUCUAUUCCAAAUGGCAUAAAUAUGUGCCAUAUAUUGCUUCCAUCAGUGCUGGUUUUCUAAAAAUUCUAGCAGCUCAAUAUCAUGAAAAUCUUUCAGAAGAAUCACCUGCUCAGGUGAUUGAUUAUUUAUGGAAUAUGAUAGUAAAUGUGUUCAGUCCUUGGGUGAGGCCAUUGAAAGGACCAGCGCAGACUCAAUUACUGAUCCCUUGGACAGCUGGUGACCAUGAGGCUGCUACCAUAAUGGUUCAAAACUUCUGUGAUGCAAUCCGAUAUAUCCACACAUUUUAUAAAUCUUUAUUAUCACCUGUAGCUUACUCACAAACCCAAGACAUACUUGGACGGCUGUGGAUCUUCUAUACCUCUAUAUUAGCAUCGAGAAAGAUACCAGUUUAUUGUGUUACGUUAUUGAAUGUUGAAUUGGCCUUGUUGCCAUGGGAUCAACUUACAAUUGAUUUGCAGGUUGCAGAAACAAUGUCAACUAUUCGUGAUAAUGGUAACAUAGAAAGCUUCCAGCUUGUGAAAGUAAUUGCCCCUCAUGUCAACUGGGCAAAUGCAAUGCAGGAUUUCAUCAGCAAUUACCCUGUAAAUAUUGUAUCCAAGUUUGCUGCACAUCUUUUCCAUUUAUUCUUGCAACUUGCUGGAGAUGAUAAAGAAAGUUUUUUAUCAUUUACUGAAGAAGUAAUACUAAUGUUUAUGAUGGCUGAGAAGUUAUGUUGGAAUUACUUAGAUUCCAAUAGUUUCAGCCAGUCAGUCAACUGGUAUCUACAGCACUGUGAUCCAAGAGCAAUUCUUGCACAGAGGUCAUCUUUACAGGCAUUGGAACUACGCUUGAUUAAAUCUGCCUCAAAAUUUGACUGUGACAGUUCUGCUCAUUGGAACAGUGAAAUUAGUAAGAAGAGAGUUGGUUAUGUGUACUGCGUGAUCCAGCUUCUCUGCCAGUGUUCUUACCAGGAUGAUAUAAAUGAAGAAACAUUCAGUAACAGCAUCCUUAAUAUCUUGACUGAAAUAGAAACAGUUGAGAUGGCAGUUGCUGAUCGAUAUGUGCAAAAUGAGGAAUCCGUGGAGAUGAUGAAAACUGUGUAUAGUCUUUUGAAUAAUUGUAAUCCAGAAGGAACAAUCAGUGAACUAAUUACCAGUACCAUUUACAGCUGGUUAGAGUCCUCCAUCCACAGCAUACUAUUAAUGCCAGCCAUUGCUGCUGCUUGUCGUUCUUUGGCUAGUCUUACAAAUGUUGUACAAAUUUUAGAGAAAUGUGUUGAUGUUUAUUUCACUUCAGAUGGAAGCUUCCAAAAGAGUAACUGGGACAUUAUUUUGUUAAAUAUUCAAAUUCCUGAAUUGAACCUGGCUGAAUUUCUUGAAGAAUGUCUACAGCAAGGUGCAUUCCUGACACUCCAUGCUUACCUCCUACAACAGCUCUCCUCAGCAACUGACUGUAGUGAAGAACAAGCUGUCAUUUGGAAAGUGCUGGAAUGGAGUACAAAAGGAAAAUCUAGUAGUGACAAUGAAGGAAAAAUGCUACUGUGGUGGCACAAAUGCUUUUGUCAGAUGAUUUCCCAACUGGAGAAUAAGACUUGUUCCACUACAGACAUUGCACAGAUACUAUCAGCAUUCAUUCACAUGUUGACUCCAUUGGCUGAAGAUAAAGACACAACUGGUAUCCUUGGAGCUAUUGGUUUAGGCAGAAGGUCUACUUUGUCCAUCAAAUUCCGGCUCACCUGUCGUGCUUUGUAUGUAUUUCUGCAAACCACUCUCCACCCUGAUCUGACUUUACGAGUUCAUCCAGAGAUGUCUAUUGUAUUGCACUCACCUGGUAAACAAGCACUGAAUGCCCUCCGAAACCUUAAAACUAACCGACAGUAUUGUUCAUUGUUAACUACUAUAAACUACUGUUCAGAUUUUGUUGUCAACCCGGCCAAUGUUUUCCAUGAUUCCGUGAAACUUUUGGAAUAUCUAGCACGUUCUUUUUAUUCUCACAAAGGUUAUUGGGCAGUGAAUUUACCUCCACUCACACCUUGACUCUUUAAUAAUUUCAGAGAUAACUGUCUUUAUUUCUUCAUUUACUCUUCCCCAUUGGUUCAACCAACUAAAAUUAAGUUGGUCAACUGAGUUUCCUCCCCUUUUUUAAGGCUGUUUCAGUCCCUCCCUUAUUCACUUGCUGAGGAGGGUAAAAUUUUAGUUACCUCUUUUUUUUAUUAGUUUUAAACAUCUUGUAUACUAUAUAUUGCUGAAGUAUUAUAUUUCAAGAUCUUCAAACGUUACUAUUAUUAACUUACUCUAAUGAGCUUUGGAAAACACUGAAAUAUCACAUCAACUAAAAAAAUAUUUAGACGACUUUUACAAAAUAAGUUAUAUAUAAAAAAAUAUUUUGUUUAAUGUCUAUGACAUUAAUAUAUAUAUAUAUAUGAAAUGAUCCAGCCAAAAUUUAUUUUAAGAAGAACGGCUUAAGUAUGUAUACCUGUAAAAGAUGGGUGUUUUUUCUCUCUUCAUACCUUAACAUUUAACUCUUUCCUCAAUGCCAUACAAUGCACAUGAGGUAGACAAGCACUCAUAACCAUUUGGAAGUUAUUUUUUUCAUAUCUUGUUGAUAGAUAUGUAUAAAAAAAAUAAUAAUCAAUCUGCAAUAGCUCUAUAAUUCUUGUGUGCAGAUCAUGUAAAAUAGCUGGAUUCUCUGUUUCCCUUUUACUUACUGUGGAUAUCAGCAUGUGGUUAUGUGUUUGAAGUCAAUGUCUUAUGAAGGUAUCAAUUAUCAUUUUUAAACCAGACACAACUUCCUUAUGUAUUGGUCACAGACACAUGUCUGGAAAACAUAUCAUAUAUUUAUUUGUCUUUCAUUAAAUGUUCAAAUAUUUGAAUAUAUGUGAAUUAACACAUAUAUAUGUACAUACACACUCUCACAAAUACACACACACACAUAUAUAUAUAUAUACAUAUAUAUGUGAAAAUAUUGUAUAAAAAUACCUUUUGUAUAUUUUGAAAUUCCACAACUGUUUUCUUUAUUUAUUCAUUUUUUUUUGUGUAUGCGUACCACUCGAGUUAUUGUAGUUCUUUCUUUUCUUUUCUGUCUUUUUUUUUUUCUCAACUGUGUCUUGUUUUUAGUUUAAAAUAUGAAAUCUACCUUCAUGCCUGUUGAAGCUGUUCAGUGUACAGAAGUAUGCUAAACUGCCAUUGUUGCUCAUCUCAAUAACUCACUGAGACAAUAUGAUGCAAAAAUAAAUUAUAAGCUUUUGUUAUUGUCUUUCAAA
Molecule: messenger RNA, 9660 nt
Organism: Octopus sinensis (East Asian common octopus)
Lineage: Eukaryota; Metazoa; Mollusca; Cephalopoda; Octopoda; Octopodidae
Product: ectopic P granules protein 5 homolog
Exons: 46
Coding region: 98-8434 (2778 amino acids)
Biological process (GO): autophagosome maturation
Cellular component (GO): cytoplasm
Source: RefSeq, a predicted model, not a curated record